UUACAUGGCAGCUAACGAAAAGAUUGGGGAUCAGCUUAAUCAGUGGCGGUAUCCUGUUUUUACAGUAGGCCCAGGUGAAGAUGAUCUCAAGCGACGAAUUUUACAUGAAGGAUAUCUUGCAGGCAUGAAUAUAAGUGAUUCCGAGUGGGAUGUCCAUUGCUCUGCAGUCGAUUCAGUUCUUGAUACAGUACUGCUCGGGCUAAAAAAGUAUGCAAGGGAGGAAUUUACAGGACUUAUUGUUCAUGGUUAUGUAAGACAAGGAAGUUCAAGAGAAGGACUGAGAGUAAAUGACGCCCUGGAGUUUGACUGUUUAGUUAAAUUUGAAAUAGAAGGCAUGCGAUGGACAGAAUGUCCGGUCUACGAUUAUUCUGGAGAGCAAAUGGUCGAGCUUAUAAAAUUACGCGUUGAAAACCCAGAAUAUUUGCUAAGAAACUAUCCAUGGUUGAACUGCAAUGAUAUUUUUACAGAAACAGGCUUUUAUGAUACAACUUACUAUAUUAAUACACAAAAUUUACAAGAAAAGGUUUUCAAAUCAUUGCUGGACAAAACUCGCCAACAAAUAUGUGAGCAGUUACCGUACGAUGAUAGAACUGUUUAUGCAUUUCGUCGGUCUGUUAGUCCACCGACGUUCCCGAUACGUAUAAGUUUAGACAGAGAAAUAUCAUAUGUUCGCAAUCUGUACAGUAAUGUCACUUUGGAAAGUCGAAAUCAAUCGUUUAAGACAAAUUACGGACAUCUCCCAACGCUAGACAUUGAUUUUGUUCCUGCAUUGAUGUUGCGUAAGGAUUAUGUUCCCAAUCCGUAUACAGUAAAUCAGGUCACUUAUGGCGAAACGGAAAUGACUUGCGCAGUUUAUGCAGUUAUGAAAUGGGCACGCCGAUUGCAUGAAUCUGAUCAGACAAUUGAUCAUGAUUAUCUCUGGAGGGAAUCUACAUGUGGAUAUGAAAAACAUAUCAAUGACGUUGGACGCAGAAAUCCAAGUCAACGUUAUUUGAUGACCGCAUGUCGUAUUGUAAAAUCUUAUGUCGCGUGGAUGAAAUCAAAUCGUCGUAACACAAAUCAAUUACACCGAGUUGCUGUUUCGUACUACUUGAAAAACAUAUGUUUUCAUUGUAUUGCUCUACUGACUGUUCCAAGAAAGACCAAGUCACUGUCCGGAGUAAAAGAAGCACUCGGAUAUUUUCUGCUAUUUCUUGAAUUUUGCAUUGACAAUCGCAAUCUUCCCCAUUUUUUCUAUGGAAAUCCAUGGGUUCAUGAUAUGUUCCCUAAUUGUACUUUUGGUUGUAACAAGUCGAAAAAGAAUCUUUAUAGCAGAUUAAGUAUGGGUACAUUUGUUCAAGCUGAGAGCGCUUUUCGAAACAUGCUUCAGGAUUUAAAAGGAAUGUAUAAAGAGUUUGACAAAUUGGAUUCUGAUCGUGUAGGGCCAUUUAAAGAAUUACUGGGUCUGAGUCAUGCGUAUCGAGUGCCGCAGAAAACUGUUUGUGCAAUACCUUGUUCAUUGUCUGUAGUGUUAGCUUUGUGCGUUAUUGUUGUUGGUAUAGUGGUAGCCGUAGUAACUAAUUUAAUGAAUAAUAGAUCCUGAUCUUAAUUGACCGACAACAGUAUACUAUAUGUUGUGAAAUGGUUACACAUUUGCUGCAAUUAAACGCUUUUGUUAUCUC
Mytilus californianus (California mussel) is the source of this 1661-nucleotide messenger RNA. RefSeq lists its product as uncharacterized. The record is from RefSeq and is a predicted model, not a curated record. The transcript has a single exon. Lineage: Eukaryota; Metazoa; Mollusca; Bivalvia; Mytilida; Mytilidae. Bases 5 to 1582 code for a protein of 525 amino acids. Gene Ontology annotation, cellular component: membrane.